UAUGUGUUAGGCGCAAAGCACGAGAGUCGGGGCGAAAAACGCGUCUUAUCUUAUCUUCGUGUACAGGUAAAUGUGCCGCAACGUCGCGAUUCCGCGGGGUUCAUUGCGUAUCAACCCUUACCCCGUUUGCAAUUCCCCCGAACUGUUAUCUUUUUUUUUGCGGUGAUAGUAGUGUGUUCGUCGUACGAUUGCGGCUAGAUUCCAAGAAUCGUGUUAACCCAUCCGUGUAGCAGCUAUCCUAUCGACGGAAGUCGACAGCACCGGGAACACGACAGCAGUUACCCCAUAUCCGUACGGACGGUCGCCAUCGAUCCCUGUUUCAGAGUUAGUGAACGGUUUGCUUCUGCGGGGGUUGGCUCGACGUCGUCGUCGUUGUCAUUCUUGUCAUCGGUCACGGACGGAUUUAAGGAAGAAGUGAUUAUUUCUGCCGCUCACUCACUGGCUACGAUAUACCUACGGUUUGACAAGGUGCUAAUCGGUCUGUUUAUCGCGGUGUCGUCCACGGAUCGUUAGUCGGUCAUGAAUUAAAAUGGCACUUUUCUCGAGCUUGUUCGGCAUGGAAAAUAUUUGCCCCAGUGAUUAGCGAAAAGUGAAAUCGGGUGUGUAAUUCGUGCGUCGAUCGACCAGCUGCUGAAACUCAUAUGAUCCAAGGGUGCCGUGUUUUGCUGGGAGUCAGAAACUAAUUGCUCAAGUGGUUAGGGGAAACGGAUCCUCUGGGAUUGCGACAGAACGGAGAUGGUUCGGGAGGUGGCGGAUGAUGAGCUCGGUUUGAAUGAACUGCCUGCGGUGGAGGUGUCGGCGUCGUCGUCGUCGCAGGGACAGGCGUACCGGCGGUCGUCGUUCUGGUGCUGGGGAAAGGGUAACCGAGUAUCGCAGGAAGCCGACUCACUCAGCAUCAAAGUGGGCGGCGAAAACCAUGACAAGAAACCGAAGGCGCACGAGAUGAACCGUAUCAAGUCAACGAAGUACACGCUGCUGACAUUUCUUCCGCUGAAUUUGGCGGAACAGUUCCGGCGGGUGGCCAACUUCUACUUUCUGUGCAUGACGAUCAUCUCGAUUGUGAUAG
Topomyia yanbarensis is the source of this 1066-nucleotide messenger RNA. RefSeq names its product phospholipid-transporting ATPase IH-like. The annotation marks the transcript as partial. NCBI's taxonomy places the organism in Eukaryota, Metazoa, Arthropoda, Insecta, Diptera, Culicidae. Gene Ontology annotation, cellular component: trans-Golgi network; endoplasmic reticulum; plasma membrane. The record is from RefSeq and is a predicted model, not a curated record. Gene Ontology annotation, molecular function: ATPase-coupled intramembrane lipid carrier activity. The transcript has 2 exons. Gene Ontology annotation, biological process: phospholipid translocation.